This is a messenger RNA of Panicum virgatum (switchgrass), 4381 nucleotides long. Its product is annotated as cytochrome b561, DM13 and DOMON domain-containing protein At5g54830-like. Lineage: Eukaryota; Viridiplantae; Streptophyta; Magnoliopsida; Poales; Poaceae. Bases 151 to 2832 code for a protein of 893 amino acids. The record is from RefSeq and is a predicted model, not a curated record. The transcript has 2 exons.
GAACCGCUUCCGCUACCCCCAUCACCACGUCUAGCCUCCCCGCCCCGACGAACACGCCCCGCCUCCCAUGCCGCCGCCCCGCCUCGCCGCGCCCUUCCCCUGAGAGCGCGCGCGCCCACGCCGAUCGCGCCGCGCCGAGCCGCGCCGGCCAUGGCUCCCGCGGCCCUCCACCUGCUCGCGAUCCUCUGCCUCGCGUCGCUCCUCGCCGGGGCGGCGGCGGCGUCGGCGGGGUGCGGCGUGAACACGAGCCUGGAGGGGUACCGCGCGGACCUGCGCAUGUCGCAGCACCAGCUCCGCGGCCGCAUGGAGGUGCUCGACGGCUGCUCGUUCCGCGUCGCCGCGCUCGACCUCCUCCCGGGAUCGGCCUCCGCGCGGUGGUGGCGCGCGGACGGCACCGACCUCGACGCCCUCGCGCGCGGCGAGCCCGCGGCCGCCGACCCGCUGGAUCGCACCUUCCGGUCCGAGUCCCUCGUGUUCCGCCUCCUCCCGGGCGUCUCCUGGCCGCGCGUCCCCGUCCUCGCCGCCUACGACCCCCUCACCUCCUCCCUCUUCGGCUUCGUCCGCCUCUCCGCCGGUGCCAACGCCUCCUCCGAUCCCUCAUCCUCCUCCGCGUCCGCGGCGCCCACCAUGCUCGACUCCUGCGCGCAGCUCUCCCCGCGCUUCCGCGUGCGGUGGACGCUCCACGAGGCGAACAACUCCGUCGACAUCGGCCUCGAGGCGGCCGUCGGGUCCGAGUACUACAUGGCGUUCGGGUGGGCGCAGCCCGGCGUGGCCGAGGCGUCCGUGAUCGGCGCCGACCUCGUCGUCGCCGGCUUCACCGAGGACGGCCUCCCGUUCGCCGACGACUACUACGUCACCAACAACAGCGAGUGCCUGCUGCGCGAGGACGGCUCGGUCGAGGGCGUCUGCCCGGACACGAUCUACGGCCGCAACGGCUCCGCCGCCCUCGCCAACGACACGCGCCUCGUCUACGGCCACCGCCGCGAUGGCGUCUCCUUCGUGCGCUUCUCGCGCCCGCUGGUGUCCAAGGACAGCAAGCACGACGUCGCCGUGAACGCCGCCCGGAACAUGACCGUCGUCUGGGCGAUCGGGCUGCUGCGGCCACCGGACUCGCUCCGGCCGUACUACCUGCCGCUGGUGAGCCGCGGCAGCGCGUCCGCCGGCACGGCGUUCGCCUUCGCCAAGCUCAAGCUGUCGGACGCCGGCAGCGGGUGCGUAGGGCCGCUGGACGCCGACGACAAGGAGGACCAGGCGAGGAUCACGUCCGAGCGCAAGACGCCGCUGGUCGUGACGGUGGGACCGGCACUGCACUACCCCAACCCGCCCAACCCCGACAAGGUCCUCUACAUCAACAAGAAGGAGGCGCCCCUGCUCAAGGUGGAGCGCGGCGUGCCGGUCACCUUCUCCGUCGAGGCCGGGCACGACGUGCCCUUGUACAUCACGUCUGACCCUGUCGGCGGCAACGCCACGUCCAGGAACACGCCCGAGGUCAUCUACGCCGGCGGACCCAAGGCGGAGGGCGUGCCGGCAACACCGACGGAGCUCGUCUGGUUGCCCGACCGGAACACGCCGGACCUGGUGUACUACCAAUCCUUGUACGAUCAGAAGAUGGGCUGGAAAAUUCAGGUGGUUGAUGGAGGACUCAGCGACAUGUACAACAACAGUGUGCUACUGGACGAUCAGCAGGUGACAUUCUUCUGGACUCUCUCUGGCGACUCCAUUAACAUUGCUGCGCGAGGUGAGAAGAAGAGUGGCUACCUUGCAAUCGGCUUCGGUAGCGCAAUGGUGAACAGCUAUGCUUAUGUUGGGUGGGUCGACGGCAAUGGCAAGGGGCAUGUCAAAUCUUACUGGAUCGACGGGAAGGACGGGAUGAGUGUGCACGAAACACACGAGAAUGUUACACACAAGAGAUGCCGGUUGGAAAAUGGCGCCAUCAUAUUUGAGUUCACUCGUCCGUUAACACCUUCGUGCAUUGGAAGGGUGGAAUGCAAGAACUUGAUCGACCCGACCACUCCUCUGAAGGUCAUUUGGGCAAUGGGUGCUCAGUGGUCAUCAGGCCCCCUGAGUUUGAAGAACAUGCACUCGGACACAAGCAAUCGUCCUAUCAGGAUUCUUCUGUUGAGCGGUUUGGCUGAGGCAGUGGAGGAUCUGCGCCCGGUGCUUGCUGUUCAUGGGUUUAUGAUGUUUGUGGCAUGGGCUAUUUUGUUCCCAGGGGGGAUCAUGGCUGCGAGAUACCUGAAACAUCUGAAAGGCGAUCUCUGGUUCCAGGCCCACAUCUAUCUGCAGUAUUCAGGCACAGCAGUAAUGCUCUUGGGCGUUCUGUUUGCAGUUGCUGAGCUCCGAGGUUUCUCUUUCAAGUCCAGACAUGCUAGAAUUGGUGCGGUAGCGUUUGCAUUCGCAUGUGCGCAGCCAAUAAAUGCGUAUCUUAGACCGUAUAAAACUGAGAAUAGAGAACCGUCAUCAAGAAAUAGGAUCGUUUGGGAGUAUCUGCAUCUUUUUACCGGGAGGUCUGCUGCCCUUGCUGGUAUCGUGGCUCUCUUCACAGGCUUGCAGCAUCUUGGGCACAGGUAUGGCAGUAAGAACAUCAAGGGACUUACUUGUGGGCUAAUCUUAUGGUUUUUAAGCAUUGCUUUGGUAACGGCUUAUUUUGAGUACUUGGCGAUUAAGCGGAGAAGAGAUGGCACUGAUGGCCUUUCAGGAAAAUGGGUGCUUGGCAACACCGAGGAAGAUGAUACAGUUGAUCUUUUGCAAUCAGACAGGGUAGUCAGUAAAAUGGAAUCUAAUUCAUCAUCUGAGCCUAUGGAAGUACAGCUUGAGCCACUUAAAGGAUGAGAUACUCUUUUCAGUAUACAUGUCGAUUAAAAAAAAAGGAUUUUAGUUCAAAUUCUUUAUAGGUAGAACAAGCAGAUGAUAUACUUCUCAGGAUAAAAGAGGGUUCAGUUCAUAUUCUUUUUUGAUAUAAGGAAAUGGUGAGAUUCCCAUCUUUGACUUCUUGAGAGGUAUUUACCACAUGGUGUAGAAUAUAUUUUUCUUGUUUUCCGGAGCUUAUUAGGCCCUCUUGUCUUUAAUCUCCUAACUUCUUAGCGACCAUGUAUGUAUCUGCACAAUUUUGGUAUAGUUGAGACCGAAAGAGGAUACAAUUAUUUUUGAAAGAUCCUGAGAAUUUUAUGAACCAUUUUUGUAUAUGGAGUCCUGACAUCUUUUAGAUGAUAUUGUGAUUUGUUAUAUAUUAUGGUUUAGUAUACAUUAUAUGUUACUUGGAACUAAAAAUAACCAUCCAAUGAAAUCGCAGCGCCUGUACUGUAGUGGAACUAGUGAUCCACAAUUUAUCUGUGGCUAGUGGCUACAGUUGUCUGUUGUGCUAUUUUUCACAUUCUUAAUCAUUAGGUUCAUGGCAAUAUACGCCAACCUGAUGCUUUGGUGCAUUUUUUGCUUCCUGUUCAAAUUGGCCAAAUGACCAGAAAUACAUUUACAUCCAUACUCGUACUCACCCUUAUCAGCCAAAACAUGGAUUUCCCUUUUGCUACCGUGACAAGCAGGUCUGUUUGAAAGUGGUUGUCCACUUAUCUUGCAAUUCCACUAACGUGUUGCAGGUUGUUGACCCUGAAGAUCGUCCACUACAACGAUGAGUUGGCUCCAAUCUUCUUCAAGGAAAACAGAGCAGGUCCAUAUUGUUUCAGUUAGGUGUUGGCACUCCGUCAGAUCUGGAUCCCUUGUUGGUUGGCUUGCCACCUUGUUAAGACACCAGGGUUAGGUGAUGUCUGGUGAAGGGACAAAAUCAGCAGCAUGUUACAUGAGUCCCUUUGUCCUUUGCCAUGAAGGGUCUUUGGUCUUGUCUUUGCCAUGAAGCUUAGUGGCCAACAUGUUGCAGUUGCACAAGUCCAGGCAUUGCUGAGUUUUGUAUGGCCCAACAACGAACGGGAAAGUUCUUCUGGUUCAAGUGGAUGCAUAUGCUGCUCUGGAGUUUGGGUUUCUGGCGUCUAAACUGUUGAUAGCAUUAUUAGAGAAACAAAGCCCAAGCUUAGCCUCGGAAGGACUGGGCCAGAUAAAGGGAGGCUAUCCUCUGAUGGUCUUCCAUGCUUCAACAAUACUGUGCUCUAUAUGUCAGAGCCUGGAAGCAGUGGCAGCAACACAUUUGGAAUCAGUUUUAGCCAUGGUUCAAGGAAGGGCAAAUGUGCAUGUGUGUUUUAGGAUCUAGUGGUCCUAAUUCCUAAAGGAAAUCACCCUGGGUGUUCCAGACAUAGAAAGCCAAGUGACUCUGAAAUCUUAUUUCCUAAGAUAUGUUGUAAUGUUUUACCCUGACAACUGUUAAAUGUAUAUGUGAAUUGCAGAUGAUAAGAAUCAUAAUAGCUCCUGCCAUGUUAGCUUUGCUUCUCCUGCA